This is a messenger RNA of Aspergillus pseudotamarii, 1761 nucleotides long. RefSeq lists its product as uncharacterized. The coding region runs from base 1 to 1761 and encodes 586 amino acids. Lineage: Eukaryota; Fungi; Ascomycota; Eurotiomycetes; Eurotiales; Aspergillaceae. The record is from RefSeq and is a predicted model, not a curated record. The transcript has 3 exons.
AUGCAGCUUGCCGCCGUUCGGUCUCUAGCUAAUGUUUUCACUACCUUGCGCAAUCUUGAGGAUGGGGUCAAGAGCCGGAUUAUCGAGAGUCGCCUCAGCCGUCUGCUUUCCGCCGCGGUGAACUGGUACUUCCCGUUCAAUCGCCCUCUGGCGACAGUGUGUCGAUUGUCCCUGUCGUUCACUUGCGGGACAACGGCCCUUUACGGCCUGUUUCUCCCUGCAGUCUGGCACGUCUCCGGUCUCGUCAUGGCCGUGAGCUCGCCAGAAGAGGAGCUUUCGCGCGAGUGGCUCGAAGAAGCAGUCUUCUGCUUCGGCCAAGAGACUGGCUUAGAGUUGCGUGCGAUAAUACGAGACGACUGGCGACUGCCACACCUGAUUGAAGGCGAGAUCCACCACCUCUACUUCCUUGCUUUCGUCAUUACUACUGUCUUGUGUGUCAUCCUGGCGGCACUUUCCUGGUACGCACUCGUCAGGGCCGCCCCUUCCCGACGUGCCGACAAGCUGCAGCCUGCAGCCCUGAGAGUGGACCCCGCCAGCCAUGAGACACAACUCCGAGGGACGCCCCCGACGCCGUGCGAGAUUCAUCUGUGGAACAUGAUCGACCAGUGUGAAGGCGUGAUCGCCAAGCAGGAGGGGCUCCUCAUUGCCAAGGCCGAGGAGCUUAGGGUAGUUACGCAGCGAAUGGAGGAUGGCUCGGCGCUUGUCAAGAAGCUGUCUGCCCGGCCGGUCCCCGUCGAGGAGACUCGACCCCGCGAGACGACUGUCGUGGUGGAACUCCACCAGGAGCUCGCAGUCAAGGAAGGACAGCUCAGCAUCGCCCAGGGAAAACUGGGGCAGGCGAAGGACGAUGCCAUUGUGAAGGAGCGGUUUCUCUACAAACGGGUCGCUCAGCUGGAACAGCAAGCCGACCUUCAAGCUCGGAAGGAUCAGCUCGUAACUCUCCAGCACUGCCUGGCCGCCGCCGAGGCUCGAGAACAACCGUCUCACUGCCACGCCGACACCAAACGCCAGAGCCUCAUUGUCUACAAUAACGAGCUCGUCGCCCAGAACCAGGAGCUCAUGGCCCAGUUCCAGGCCUACCAGGCUGAGCACGACCGGCUACAACUGCAGUUCUGUGACUCCUCGGUGACUAUACAGGAGAGCGAUGCCGCCCUCGGGCGUUUUAUCUUCCUGGAGGCCGAGCUCGCGACGACUCAGUCGUCGAUGGAGAGCGUAGUGCGGCAGGCGCAGGACUCCCUAGCUCGCGCUCACGAAGCUGACAUGGCUCUUCAGCAGUCUAUGUCAAACCUCCAGCACACCUGCGACUUGACUCUCGCGCAAGGACGUGCAACCGCCGACCAGGCCCAGAAACGGGCUUCCGACCUGACUGCAGAGGUCAAAGAUCUGCAAGGCAAGAUCGGCAUGGCGAUGAGGGACGCCCAGAGGAGCCAAGAGCAGGCGGCUGCUGCCGAGAGGACGAUCCAGAUUCUCGAGCACCGUCUGUCCCGUUGGGAAGCUUCGCACAGUUCGCAGGAAAUACCCAAGCGUCCCUCCCGGGAUGUGGGGUCGAUCUCUACCGCGCUCGCGCAGAGCCAGAUGACGGUCUCCCAGCAGCAGACCGAAAUCAACGACCUCCGCCGCCAGCUCGGCGAUGCCAAAAGCUCCGCAUCACGCUGUCCAAUGCGGUGGCGUCGACGCCUGUGCGCCGUCAGGGUAACAGGCGUCCGCCCACUAUCCCCUGAUCUCUUCCAGGGGCCUGUGAGCAUCCCUCCCGGGGGAUGA